AAUUUUGAACAGACGGAGAGCAGCCAGGCAGGAGCUGCGUAUCUUCAGCGCUGCCGUUCAUAAUCCGAGACGUCGGUUCAAUAAAUCCUUCCCCGUGUGAUGGAUAUUUUUUACCUCUUGUCAUAUCGGGUAAAGGGGAAACUUUAAGCGCUGUAUUUUUGUUGAUGAAUAUGAAUUCCCGUGUUAUCACGCCAGGACCCUACCGGGCCACCAAACUGUGGAAUGAGGUGACUCAAUUGUUUCGGGCUGGUAUGCCCCUGAGGAAACAUCGGCAGAACUUCCGGCACUACGCCUCCUGCUUUACCGCCUCUGCCGCUGUGGAGUGGAUGCACCAGCUGCUGCGUUGCAACAACAAUUUUGGCCCUGAUGUCACCAGGCAGCAGACGGUGCAGCUCCUGAAGAAGUUUCUGAAGAACCAUGUUAUUGAAGAUGUGAAGGGUCGCUGGGGCACGGAGGAUCUGGAGGACAACAACAUGCUGUACAGAUUCCCCUCCUCUUCCCCUCGGAAGCCCAUUCCAUUUUCCGCUUCAGGCUCGGCCCCUGGCUCUAUUAAGAAAAGGCCCUCAUUCAGGGACAAGGAAAGUUUCUUCAGGUUUAAAAAUAUCAAGAAGCAGCACGAGAAAGAGACACAGGAAAAUGUAGACCCCGCCCUCCAAGCAGGAGGAGAGAAUCGUCCAAUAGGAGAGCAGCAGAUGCCAAGACGAGAGCUAACGGUGGAGGAUGAACAGGAGAUCUGGAAAGACAUCACCCUGACCCACCUGCAGAGGAUUCUGGGUGUUGCAUCUCUUGAUGAGGUUUUAGACCAACGUUACGUAAACCCACAGAACAUCAUCCAUAAUAUGACCAAAGUCAACAAGCACGGAGUGGUCACACUGGACGACAAGACCAAUGACCUUCCACAUUGGGUUUUGUCUGCCAUGAAGAGCCUGGCCAACUGGCCGAAGUAUGACAGCGCUCAGCCAUCCUAUCCAGGCUUUGAGCGGGAUGUCUUCAAAACGGUGUCUGAUUACUUCUACAGCCUUUCAGCGCCCGUGCUCACUUACGAACUGUAUGAACUAUUUAUCAACGUCCUGGUGUUUUGUGGCUACGUUGCGGCGCCCACAACACACCAACUUGGGAAACGCAAGAAGCCCGACCUCCCAUCAGCCCCCCCUCCGACCAAGACCUCUUUCCGCUCCACUGAAUGUCUUCUCCUGUCGCUGCUCAGGCAGCGGACAUGUGACGAGACCGAGUCGCCAAUGAGAGAGGUGCUUGGCGGGAAACUUCAGUCACGGCUGGCGGCGCUGAAAGGAGGCAUUGCCAGCAUGGGUGACGGUCAGCUGGGAGGCAGCUGCACGAGUCUGAGUACAGUUGGUUUUGCGAGGCCUCAAACCAAGAGUUGCUCGCUGGAAACUAUCCUCGAUGACUCCGCCCCUCUCACCAGGCAACAGCUGUUCCUGUCUAACGACAGCCUGGCGUCCUGUGCCUAUGGCAGCACGAGCCACGAUGACAGCGCUGCCAUCACAACGGCCCACAGUCAUACAGACUUGACAUCUGUAUCCAAAGCAACCCCCUUCACUUGUGAAAAUGCUCCAGCAGGUACAACCAGAAGCAGACUUUCCAUAGCCGGCCCGUCGGCGGCACACAGGUUGCGUUCAUCUCGGCCACACAGCGCAGGCAGCUGUCUGGACAUAGUCAUAGAAAGCAGGGAGGAAGACGCCAAGGAGCCCAAGUUUCAGGGUCGCGCGACCAGCUGCCUCAACGUGAACACUCCCGCGGACCAGCAUCACUCCUCAGCUUCACGUCCUCCCUCGCUCUACUCCCAUCUUCCCUCCUUUUCCUCCUAUCGUCUUUUUCCCGCUUUCUCUUCAUCUGCUUUGGCCAAAGCACAAAGGUCUCAUGCCACUCCAGGACCCAGUGGGCCCAGACCCGCCUGCAGUAUCUCGAAUCUUUGGCCGCUCCCUCCACCCGCUGUUGCCCGGCGCUGCAUCAGCUCACUGGAUGUGUCAAAGCCGCCUCGACUCGUUUCCCUGUUCAAACCGCCUGUCUGUGUGCCCACCAGCAUCUUCCAGCACCCCCAACCCAAACCCGAGCACAGCCUUCUUCAGCCUCAGUGUGAGCGUGUGGCCAUCGAGGCCCUGCAGCUUUGCACCCUCCUCCUCCCCCCCAACUCCCGCAGAAAGUUGCAGCUCCUCAUGAGGAUGAUGUCGCGCAUCAGUCAGAACGUGGACAUGCCCCGCCUCCACCCCGCCAUCGACACCCGAACAUUGAUGGUUCACACGUUUUCAGGCUGUGUCCUGGGCAGCGCAGAGGAGUGUGAUUUGGACGAGUUGUUAGCGACCAGACUGAUUUCAUUUCUAAUGGACCACCAACAAAGCAUCCUCUCGGUCCCAGAUUACCUGAUCAGUGCCAUCAAUGACCAUAUACAGUACCUGCGCGCUGUACAGGUCCCGAUCGAUGGAGUUUCCAAUGUUGAUGGCGACAAUGCAGUUUGCGUUCCGAUGCCCAUCUACGCGUUCUGCCGUCAGAUUAGCGGCGCUGAGUUUGAACAGCAAAAGCUGACGUCUUCCCAGAAGGCCAUGGAGGAGUUGCUGGAGAUGCUGCUGACCGACCAACACAUGAGCGAGAAGGACCGUCGCAAGAAGCUGAAGCAGUUUCAGAAGCAGUACCCAGACAUCUACAGUCGUCGGUUCCCCUCCUCAGACGGGGACAACAAGGCCGACAAGCCAAAGAUUAAACCUCCUCUCUUCAACAUCAGGAAGACAAAAGCCUUCAGCAUCAGGAACUAAACUGAGCACACAGGUUGUCGCCAUCGUAGAAGCCGCAGUCGUGACUUCACUGAUGCUAAGACUGUGGAGAGUUCUGUGUCUGUGUGUACGUGUGCGUGUGUAAAAUCGGUACUCCUAUUGUGUGUAUGUGUGUGUGUGUGUGUGGGGACCAGUGUGAACAAGCCUCAGAUUGCAUUUUGGGAGAAAAAUGAUGUGCAAUGUUUAAGAUCACUGGUCCAUAUGGGAAUAAUUAGAUCAUAGAUGUGUUCAUUUAUAUGUCUGACAGCAUUGGGAGCAGUGAUGAAUAGGUACUUCCGCGAGGUGUCUAUUGUCUAGUGAACUGUUUUUAUAAACUUUUAUGAACAUUUUUAUAUCAGAAUCUCGAGUUUUGUUUGAAAUGAACUGAACCUUUUUUCUCAAACUCUAUUCUUGUGUUUUUCGUCCUCUCUUUCGUGUGGUGGGAUUUUAAAGGAGUUUUAAGGUCAUGUUUUAGUUUCUUUUGAUUUUGAGUAUCUCUAUUUUUUGAUUGUUCUUCCCAGUUUCUUUUAUUCCUUGUGUCCGUGUGUCUCAUCUUGAACUCAUCUCUGCUUAGUUUAUUGGAUAGAGAAAUAUUUUUGCACUGGAUGUAGUCAUUGUAAAUUGCCAUGGCAAUGAUCAAAGUAGUUAAUUUAUACUUAUUUAAUGCUUAUCAGCCUCCCCACAGCAGGGCUCACCAGACGGCCAUCAUAUGUUGGGUAAAUGGUUGCUGAUGGAUAUGAAUACAACUUCCCAUGAACAGCAACGGCAAUUUGCUUUCCCUUUCCAUUCAUUUCCCUGAGGGGCGCUAAAAUGUAUUUAGUAAACUGAAGUGCAAUACAUAACUCUUUAUUUCAAAUGUCUGAAGUAACAGCUCUUUAAAAGAAAAAUCUCAUAUGAAGUAUUAGUUCUUCCCUGAUAUGUUUGUCUAUACCUCAGAUCACAUGGUGUGUGUGUGUGUGAGACACGUGCACUCAUCGACAGUGUUUUUUGUCUUUUACAGAGAGCUGUUGUGUUGUACUCCCACACAGUUGUACUCUUCCUCCACAUUGUUUACUAUGCAAAGUCCUGGGAAAUAAAUCUGAUCAAGCUGUUAUAUUUAUGUGCCACUGUUUGGAACUGUUUGUGUGAAAUUAUGUGUGUGUGAUGUGCCAUAAAUACUGUACACACACUAUAUUACACCUGGUACUAAAGUUGUGACUGGUAUUUGUUGUUUCUCCGUUUUAUUUACCAAUUGUGAGGUAUGUGGUCAUAGGGACACACAACUGGAAGGUUUUAAGUAAAUCCACUUUAAUUCAAUUAUAUAAACUCCAUUUUGAAAGUUGCUUAUUUUUCUAGAAUUUGCAGAAUUAAAUGGUUGUUAAAUGUA
Messenger RNA from Cyclopterus lumpus (lumpfish), 4131 nucleotides. It is a transcript of the gene depdc1, whose product is annotated as DEP domain containing 1a. The transcript is spliced from 12 exons. Lineage: Eukaryota; Metazoa; Chordata; Actinopteri; Perciformes; Cyclopteridae. Gene Ontology annotation, biological process: intracellular signal transduction. The coding region runs from base 165 to 2768 and encodes 867 amino acids. The record is from RefSeq and is a predicted model, not a curated record.